AUGUCUACUACUGCUUCUCGUUAUGCGGAUUAUGGUUCAGCAUGUCCACGAUGUCAACAAAUAAUCAAUACAAUUGAUAUUACAUUUCAACAAGGAAUAUUUAUAUAUGAUUUAACAUUUAUUCAACAAGAACUUGAAUCAGUUCUUGUUGCUGCUUUACAACGUGAGCAUGAACUUUUACAAGAAGAUGCUGAUAUAUUAAAAUUACCAUCAUCAUCAAUGAUUCGAUUAGCAAAUGGUAAAAAACCUCGUGAUUUUAAAGCUGAACGUGAACGAAGACGCAAAGCACUCGGUGGACAAACUUCAAGAAAACGUCGAAUAAAAAAAAAUUCAACCAAACAUUUUCUAACAACAAUUAAACGUGAACGAAAUCAUAAUGGUUCUAUAUUAUCUAAAAAAGAUUCUUGGAAUUCAAAAAUACGUUCAGAUAUGAAUGGAAAUUCUUCACGUCCAAUACGAUCAUAUCGUCCAAUAAGUUUUACAUUUCCAUAUUAUUAUGAAACCAAUUAUCGUAAUGGAAAUAAUCAUAAUUUAUCAACAAAUAAAUUACAAUUAAAUAAUAUUCCUUAUCCAGAUCAAUUUUGGACAAAAAUUCUAACAAAUCAAUAUGAAUUUAUUAAGGAUGAUAAAUGUAAUUUUAUUGAUAAAUUAAUUCAUAUUGAUCAAUCAUUAUUAAAUAAUUUUGAUUAUGAAAAAGAAUAUAAUCAAUAUAAAGAUAUUAUUAAUUCAAAUGAAUAUAUCUUUUCACAUGAUAAAUAUAUACAUCCAGAAUUAGAAUAUUCAGUUGUAAUUAAACAAAAUUCACAUUUAUAUAGUUUAGUUGAAAAUAUGUUAAAUAAUAAUCAACAUAAAAAUGGAUCAACAACAACAAAUAAUCAUCGAUUAAAAAGAAAACAUUCUGCCAUAUCAAAUAAUAACCAUAAUUCAUUACAAAUUGAUGAAUCUAUAUUGAACCUUUUUCGACGAGAAGAAAAUACUUUUACAUCAAAAUAUGCUGAACUUCAACAUCGACUUGCUGAAUCUCUUAGUUUAGAACGUUUAGCGCUUGAUCGUGCACGUAAACAAUGUAAACUCGAUACGAUUCAAAUUGAAAUCAAUGAAAUCGAUGAUAAAAUUCUUGAAAUAACAAAUUCAAUUCGUCAACGUAAACGACCAAGUGAAAAUGCUGUUUCUCUAUGCAAACCAGCAAGUCCAAUAGAUAAUAAUUGUACUAAUCAUCAUCAAAAUGAAAUAAAUGAAAGUGAAGCAUGGCGUAAAGGACGUCGACAAUCAACACUUCGAGUUUAUGAUGAAUUAGCACGUUUAGUUGAUGAACGAAUUGAUUUUGAAAAACAAAUCAUAGAGAUAAAUCCAUCCAUUCAGUUAUAA
Messenger RNA from Adineta steineri, 1368 nucleotides. NCBI's taxonomy places the organism in Eukaryota, Metazoa, Rotifera, Eurotatoria, Adinetida, Adinetidae. The record is from the annotation of a GenBank genome assembly.